Messenger RNA from Vigna angularis (adzuki bean), 769 nucleotides. Its product is annotated as RING-H2 finger protein ATL73. The record is from RefSeq and is a predicted model, not a curated record. The coding region runs from base 121 to 618 and encodes 165 amino acids. Gene Ontology annotation, biological process: protein ubiquitination. The transcript has a single exon. Gene Ontology annotation, molecular function: transferase activity. Lineage: Eukaryota; Viridiplantae; Streptophyta; Magnoliopsida; Fabales; Fabaceae.
UUGUAUACAGAUAAUGUAUAUAUCUGUUUUUAAGAUGAAAUAUAGUAAUCCAUAGGUCAUGAGUCAUAUAUAAUCUACAUUUGCUUGAGGUGAUGGAAUGUAUCUAAAAGAUCGUCGAACAUGAUGGGUGAAACUGAGUCUGAGAGUCCCUUAGGUUCACCAACCAUGAGCCCUAUGAGAACAGCAAAACCAUGCAGUAGUCCAUCAGAGCACAGCAUAAGUUUGAUGGUUAUUUUGGCAGCCAUAGUUUGUGCCUUGCUAUGUGCUCUUGGUCUGAACACAAUGUUGCAAUGUGUGUUCCAAUGUGCGAAUCGUGUUGUGACGGAACCCUUUCAAUGGAUUGCCUCAAGGAGACUGAAUUCAGGCCUGAAGAAGAGAGAGGUGGUGGCUCUGCCAACCUCCACCUACACUCAUUCUGGUGGCUCUCCAUGUAACUGUGCGAUUUGCUUAUCGGAGUUCUCUGAUGGAGACAGCAUAAGGUUCCUCCCAAACUGCAAUCACCGUUUUCAUGUUCACUGCAUUGAUAAGUGGCUCUUUUCUCACUCUUCUUGCCCUACUUGUAGGACCCUCCUUAAGUCUACUCAUUCACUACACUCCUUGCAUGUUAUAGUAUCAUAGUUUCAUUUACCUUAUAUGUAAGUUAGACAGAGAGUUUUGUUAAAUUAAAUUCUGCUCUAAUUAUAAAAGAAAAUCAAGAUGAGUUAACUAGACUCACAUCUUCUAUGCUAAACCUUUUCUUAAGCUCUAUAUAUUCUUCUUUGCUCUUUUA